AUGACAGAGAAUACAGUGACCUAUGAUGAUGUGCAUGUCAACUUCACUUGGGAAGAAUGGAUUUUGCUGGAUCCUUCCCAGAAGAAUCUCUACAAAGAUGUGAUGGUGGAGACCUACAGAAACCUCACUACUAUAGGAUACAGUUGGGAAGACCAUAAUGUUGAAGAACAUUGUCAAAGUUCUAGAAGACAUGAAAGGUAUAUCAUAUGUUACUAUGGAUACAAGCCACAUGAGCAUAGGGAUGUGAAAAGAUACAGCAUACCUCUCUCUCAGAACAAACAGAAGAUAUGUAGCAGUCUCCAUGUUGAGUAUACUUGUAGAAUUUGA
This is a messenger RNA of Chionomys nivalis (European snow vole), 327 nucleotides long. Its product is annotated as zinc finger protein 431-like. Bases 1 to 327 code for a protein of 108 amino acids. The transcript is spliced from 4 exons. Gene Ontology annotation, biological process: regulation of DNA-templated transcription. The record is from RefSeq and is a predicted model, not a curated record. Lineage: Eukaryota; Metazoa; Chordata; Mammalia; Rodentia; Cricetidae.